GCCGCAUUAAGUCAAUGUGUUUUAAUGGCUGUGCAACCUGAACUUAUUGGUGGAGCAAUUAACGCCAAUUAAAUGAACCAAGCCGAGAAAAAAAAUAUGUUCUCAUCACAAUGCUCCAUGUUGUGCAUUAAAGUUGAUCAGUGACAGGUGGGGAGAUAAGUGACUGUCAAGUGGAUGAGAGGAAAGAGGAGAAACGGAGGGCGGAGACAGCGCUGGUCACGGUGGAUGCUGUUUAUUACUGAUGCGGCUGAGGAGCGACGAGUCAGCAGCCACAACUUCUGUCCUGUGAAAGACUAGUUACACACAGCUGUAUCCUCACGGGAACCAAGCAAAAUUCUCAUCCAAUUCUGUGCAGGAGAAACAUCUGGAUAGUGUAAUUUGUUUCUCCAGGUUGUGCCAGGAGUUGGACCAAACAGGGGAGCUGUCAGUCGAGAGCAAGUUGUUCAGAACAAGCGAAAGGAGCCAGAAGUCGCAUCCUGAAAGGUGCUUUAAGAGGAGAGGUGACCUGGCUGCAGCGACAUGUUUGGCAUGAUAAAGAACUCGCUCUUCGGGAACACCGAAGAGACGGAAUAUAAAUUGCUCAGCAGCGAAACAAAGGACGGGGUCAGCUACGAGGUACGGCGGUACGAUGCUGCCAAAUAUGCCGCUAUCCCCUCAGAGGGGCGGACCUUUGACCAAGUGACAGGGGAGCUGGUGAGGAAGCUGCUCAUGUACAUUGGUGGAAGCAAUGAACAAGGCGAGGCAAUGGGUACGGCAGCUCCCAUCACCAUCACAGUGUACCCACGGGACGAUGGUGUGAUGUCUCGCCGUUUAGUAGUCGGCAUCCGCAUCCCCUCUCACUACCAGCAGUGUCCCCCUAGUCCCACCGACAGUGCCAUCAGGAUUGAAGAGCGGCCCGGCAUGACUGUCUACUCGCUGCAGUUUGGAGGCUACGCAGGCGAGAGCGAGUACCGAGCGGAGGCCUUGCGUCUGACACGCACGCUGGGUGAGUCUGCCCCCUUUCAACGCAAACAGUAUUUCUGCUGCAGCUACGACCCACCGAUCAAACCUUACGGACGCCGCAACGAGGUGUGGUUUCUACAGGAGGAGCCGUAGGACGCACCUGACCCGAGCUGAAUCAAAUCUCAUGCUGAACUCCACAACCUCACUUACCCUUAGACUAUCAUCAGUCCUGUAGAGUUAAGAGAAUUUGAAAGGUAAGAGCAAUAUGGCGACUUGUUAGACCUUUAAACCUGGACGGCCAGAUGGAGAGAUUACCCAUGUUGCCUUUACCUAUCUGAUCUUCUGCUUCUCAGACAUAGCAGCACUUGUGGUAGUGUUCAAUAGUCAGGUGAUGGGUCAGUUUAGAAUUCAACAUCAGUAGAGUUUCUCCUGCUGUUGUCACACUUUUAUAUUUUUGUUUCGAGUUUGCUUUCAUCUCAUACAGCUUUGAAAUACGUAUGGGCAGUGUAAGAGGAGAAGUCGACCGAAGGCCAGCGCAGAAAGGUGGUGUAAGUGGGGACAGAGGACUGUGCUCAUGUCCUCCAUGGUUUCUGGGUGUUCAGUACAAUACUUUUGAUUCUUUAUCCAAAACAAUAUGUACCACUGCUAUGACUGAAUUCCAGCUGUCCAAGCCAAGGGAAAAAGAGAUCAAAGAAACUAAAUUAAUUUAAUUAAAUAAGAAAUGGAGAUACAGCCAUAGUCUUUGCAUUACUGCUGCUGUGCAAAAAAAAAAAAAAAAAAAAUGUAAUAACUAUUUAAUAUUUCGUAGAAUAAUAAUAGUAAAUAAAAGUAAAUACUGAAGACUUUUAUUCAAGGACUAGCCUAACAUUAAUCUGUCUGAAUCCAUUUCAUUGUUCAUUCCGCUUAGAGUUACAUGUUUAUCAUAAAACGUUCAUAUAAUCUCUGCAGAGCUGAAGAACAUCAAGUAGGAUUUUGCACAUCUUAAAUUAAACCUAGUAUUACAGUGUGGCUCAAUCUAUGCUGCAAUGUACAAAGUUAUGGUUAGAUACAUAAUAGCAAAAAGCACAAUUCCUUGUUCCUGAAUAGGGAACUGGAACGAAAUAGGAUUUGAGCCAUAAAAGUAGAAUUAGUCUUUCUUUGUUGAUUAAUGGAUGGACAGCCGUGAGUAGGUGUUAGGUAGAUAGCUAUUGGUGUAAUUAGAAAAUGUCUGAUCAUGAACUUUGUGAUUAUUAUCAUAUUGAUGCAGAAAGCAUUUGUGUGUGGUGAAUACUUUUGUGUUUUAGUGCUUGGAGUCUUUGAAAAUGUCAUAUUUAUUUAUUAUGAUUCUUGAAACUGUGUUUUGAGAUACCUCUGUACAGUGUGAUUUUCUGUGAAAAUACAGAGUGAAGAUAUUGUUGAGAUUCGAUAGUGUUUCACAUAAUAAUAAAUAUGUCUUAAGAACUUA
This is a messenger RNA of Myripristis murdjan (pinecone soldierfish), 2386 nucleotides long. Its product is annotated as heme-binding protein 1. Gene Ontology annotation, molecular function: heme binding. Bases 520 to 1095 code for a protein of 191 amino acids. The transcript has 4 exons. The record is from RefSeq and is a predicted model, not a curated record. NCBI's taxonomy places the organism in Eukaryota, Metazoa, Chordata, Actinopteri, Holocentriformes, Holocentridae.